This is a messenger RNA of Owenia fusiformis, 2275 nucleotides long. The record is from the annotation of a GenBank genome assembly. NCBI's taxonomy places the organism in Eukaryota, Metazoa, Annelida, Polychaeta, Sabellida, Oweniidae.
AAUUUUUAAAAUGCCGAGUUGCGAAAAUUGUGGAGAAGAGCAAUUUGACGAGCACGAUGGUCUAUACUUUUGCUCUAAUUGUAAUACUCAGUCACAGGAUGUACGUGAAGAGUUACAAGAUGAAGAUGUUGUUAUGAGUACAUACAAUAAAAGUUUGGCCAUCGCCAGUGCCAGGGAACGCAAGAAGGCUGAUUUAGUUGAUUUGGGAAGACCAUGGAGUACACAUGAAGGCUUCUUGAUCAUCCUCAGAGAGCAGGUGAAAGGCCUUAUAAGCAAAGGACUCCCCUCAGAACUAAAAGAGAUUGUCUUCCACCUGUGGAAACUGUAUCUGUCAAAGCUUGGUGUGGCGUUCUGUUCAGAGGAUACAGAGAACAUUACAAUGAAGUUCUAUCCCAGACAUAGGGAUCUUGAGAUGGGAAGUAUUGAGAAUCCAAUAGUACCUGCUACAAGGUGGAAUGAGACAUACAAGAAAAACAGAAAGCCUGUUGACAGGACAUCAGAGAUGGACCAACAUAAAGACAAAACUAAUAAUGAAACCCAAGUAGACUCUGACAAUGAUUCAUCCUCAUCUGAAGAGGGAUUUGUCGAGGAGGAUCGAGGAUACAAAACGGCCUAUAAGUCCGCAGAACGGGUCACAAUGAAUACAACAUUAGCCCUUUGUUUCCUUGGGACACAAUACGCCUCAUGUCUUGUGACACCAUCUGAUAUCAUUCGAUGGUGUCACGACGGCAGUUUACUCUACCUAAAUGCUGCACAAUGUUUCCCUGAAGAUAUGAAGCUACAGAACUAUGAUGUCAGAACUUUCUCAAAAAAUGUGAUUCCUAGUGGUGAGACCCUGUGUAGAGUGGUAGGAAGGUUGGCUGUGUAUCUUGGCCUGGAUAACUUCCCACCCUUUGACUUCCACAGCCUCGUCUCUAGCUAUAUCAUACACCUUGGUCUACCAGGAGAACUCCAUAGUUUGGUGUGGAACAUGAUUAGGUCGCAUCCACCUCGCACACAAUAUCGUCCAACUAAAGAGCAGCACUGUUUUCCCAGUUAUGACAUCCUCGCAAUGGCAUAUAUUGUAGUACAGCUCAAGCUUCUCUUUGGUCUUAAUGAUGUCACAGAAAGUUUGCUGUCCGAGUUGGCAGAGAAGGUGAACCAACGACUAAAAGGUGAGCAACGACUAUUUGUUUGGAGAAAUUGGUUCUCUUACAUAAAACAAAAUAAAUGUCGGUUUUUCCAAAAAACAGACUGUAACAAAUCAAAUAAACCAAAUAUGGCACAGAUGUUAAAUAAAUUAGAAGCACAAGCAGACAUCAAGUAUAGCGUUGUUCGAGAGAAGAAGCAAACAGACAAAAGGAAAGAGAAUCGUGCAAUUUUGCAACAGCAGUUUUAUGUGUCCGAUGAUGCAGUCGAAAAUACAAGUGAAAAUGCAGCGCAAGAUUUCAGUGGACACACCCUCAAGUUUAUAACAGAAAAAUCUGAUUUUGUGAAUGAUUUGGAUGGAAAUGGUCUUUCAAACUACACUCUUUUCACUGAUAGUUCUUCAGUAAGUGACAGUGAUUCUGACGACUCUGAUGAUGAUGUAGUGACGUGUCUUAGCACUCCUCUCAAGAGAAGGUGCAUCAUCUCCUCUACUAUAUCAAACAGAGAAUCAAAUGAAGCAGAAAAACAGCAUCCUACUACUAAACAAUUGAGAAAAGACAUCAAUUCUAUCUUAGAAAAAUUAGAUGAUGCAACUGAAAAUUAUAUUGUAUAUGAGGAUGAUAUGGAGUUUCAUAAUAGUUACGAGUCACUAUUGGAAAUCUUCUGUUGCUACCUGGGACUCAAGGACAUAUCUCGAUUACAUAGCAAGGUCAAGGAGGUCGAAAAUAUUUACUUAACAAGAAAAGAAGAACUUCUUAAAAUGAAAUUAAGAAAUUCCACAUUGUUGAAAUAUAGAGAUUUCUGUCUGACUUGACAAGCAAUCAGCGUAAGUUCAGUUUGUAAAUGGAAGUUGUCUGCUAAUUGCUUUAAAAAGACUUAACAUGUCUUAAUAAUUCAUCACAGACAGAACAAAUGAUGCUCGGAGUUUUCAGGAAAGAUGUCAUGUUUAUUUUGUCUUUCACGUACUAGCUAAAGCCUGACACAAUUAAGAAACAUCGAUCUUUGCAACAUGAUAACCACGCCCCCUUUCUCUUGAUCUUUCCAAAUGGCAGAUAUUAGGCGGGGUCUGGUAAACUAGAAUUUGAUCUUUAAGUGAAGAGUUUGAGUCAAGCAAGUGAUGUUAUUUCAGCGUCAAUGAAAGCAUGAG